GUGGGACGUCACCUUUUGGUUUGCAUUGGAGCCAGUUGAAGCCCAGAGUUGCAAUUGAUGGUCGGUGAGCAGCAGGUGAACCAAAUGUCAAUCACAGCUGUCAAACAACGUCCACAAGGCAGACAUUAGAGCUACUAUAGACCCGUGUCAGAAGCGUUUUUCACGCGCAUGUCACACGCAACAGAUACGCUCUUUCUUAAUCUUCUCUUUAAUCUAUGUAGCUGUCGUCACCGGCUCCGUGCACGCUACAUUUGCUGUCUAGACACGAGCACAGGACAGAGCAGAGGGGCUGCCCUUGGUUAAUUUUUGACCAACCUGUCAGCUGACUCUCGGAGCUCCUGUAUAUAACAGGGGAAGUUUCUGACGAUCCGUCUGCAGCAAAGAGGAACUUGAAGGCUUUAAAGAUGCGUGCUUUCUUUGCUAUCUGUGCGCUGCUGCUGGCUGCAGCCCGGGCAGACCACCACGACCACCACCAUGACCACCACCACCACGACCAUGAUGAAGACAUGAGCUGCCACAAGCUGUCCCCUCCCAAUGCUGACUUUGGCUUCGCUCUCUACAAAAAGCUGAGUGCCAAAGCUGCUGCUGGAAAGAACAUCUUCUACUCACCACUGGGCAUCUCCGCGGCCCUGUCCAUGCUGUCUGCAGGGGCCCACGGUGAAACCCACAAGCAGCUGUUCUCCGGCUUGGGCUACAGCGCUCACGAUCAGGCUCAGGUCGACGAAGCAUACAAGCAUCUUUUCCACAUGCUUGGCCACAGCCAGCAGGAGGGUCAUCAGCUGGAUGUCGGCAACGGCUUGGCUCUGCGUUCUGACUUCAGUCCUCUGGAGAAGUUCCUAAAAGAUGUCAAAGAGGACUACUCUGGUGAGAUCUUCAGCGUUGACUUCGCCAAACCUGCUGAGGCUGCAGCUGAGAUCAACAGAUUCAUUGCCAGUAAAACCAAGGACAAGAUCACAGAUCAGGUGAAGGAUCUGGACGCUGAUAUGGCCAUGGUGCUGAUCAACUAUGUCUACUUCAGAGGACAGUGGGAGAAACCCUUCGAUGGUAAUUAUACACAGAAGGCUGACUUCAAAGUGGACGACACCACAACGGUUCAGGUGGACAUGAUGAAGAGGACAGGCCGCUACGACUUCUAUGAGGACAUUGACAACCACACCACCGUCAUCAUGCUGCCCUACAAGGGCAACACCUCCAUGAUGAUCGUCCUUCCCCAUGAAGGCAAGAUGCAGGAGGUGGAGGGCUACAUCACAAAGGAAUACAUCAGGCACUGGCAUGACUCGCUUUUCAGGAGUUCUGUGGAUCUGUCCUUGCCGAAAUUUUCCAUCUCGACUGAAGCCUCCCUGGAUGACACCCUGAAGGAAAUGGGCAUGACCGACGCUUUCGCAGACAGUGCUGAUUUCUCUGGCAUGUCUGCCGAGGUCAAGCUCAAAGUUUCAAAGGUGUCCCACCAGGCCGUGCUGAGCGUGGAUGAAAAAGGAACAGAGGCAGCAGCCGUCACCCAAAUUGAGGUCAUGCCCAUGAGUAUGCCUGAAUCCAUGACAGUCGACAGACCCUUCUUAGUCUUCAUCCUGGAGCACUCCACCAGGAGCAUCCUCUUCAUGGGCAAGAUCAGCGACCCCACAGCCGUGUAAAGGGACAUGCUAGAGGAGAACGGGUGUUUAGAUUUGUUACAUUUUCACACAGCAGUAAGGUUUAGUAGCUUUGGGACAUGAGCUCAUUUUUACCUCAGCGUCUGGCAGCCUUGUGGAGAUGUCACAGUGAUAUUAAGAGCACUGGGGAAAUGAUGAAUAGAGGAUAGUUUGAUGAAUAAGACAACAUAUCUAUCAUCAAGUAACAGAAAUGUUAGUCUAUUAAUCUUUUUGCAUUCCUUCAGCAUGACACAUUUAUUACCAUCAGUCAUCUGAAUCUGGCAAGGUGUCUAAAUGGCUACAUACUACAUCACUGUAUAUUGUAUCCAGCUGUCUGUUGUAUAUAAGAUGAAUAAAAACAUGUCAUUUUAAGCAUCUGUUAACACACUGAGCCAACGUUGAUGUACUAUUGCAGUUUCAGUAUGAAAUUAAAUAAAGACUCGUCAUGAAUAACUGGAA
Thunnus maccoyii (southern bluefin tuna) is the source of this 2087-nucleotide messenger RNA. Its product is annotated as alpha-1-antitrypsin homolog. Lineage: Eukaryota; Metazoa; Chordata; Actinopteri; Scombriformes; Scombridae. Gene Ontology annotation, molecular function: serine-type endopeptidase inhibitor activity. The transcript has 6 exons. The coding region runs from base 405 to 1631 and encodes 408 amino acids. The record is from RefSeq and is a predicted model, not a curated record. Gene Ontology annotation, biological process: negative regulation of endopeptidase activity.